AUGUCUCUCAGCAAACGUGCCCUCUCCCUCGUCCUCUGCCUCUGUGCUUCCUUCCUCCGCUCCGGCUUGCAUGUCGACGGCUCUGAGGAGCCGAAGGCUUACAUUGUUCACGUCAAGGGCCCCGAGAAGGUGGACUUCGAUGUCGCAGAACAGUGGAGCGAUUGGUACUCCUCUCUCUUGGAGAGUGCAGCUACACCAUUAGGACUGGCGUCUGAAGAAGGUGACCCGCGCUCGCGCCUUAUCUACUCCUACCGCAACGUCAUGACGGGCUUCGCUGCGCGGCUCACCCCGAGGGAGGUGGAGGCAAUCUCGACGAUGGACUGGUUUCUGCACGCCUACCCCAGCCGUGUUUACCGCCUUAAGACAACACACACACCCGAGUUCCUGGGACUGAGGCUCCGGAGCCACGGCGUGUGGAACGAGAGCAACAUGGGCGAAGGAAUCAUCAUCGGCCUCCUCGACACCGGCGUCACCCCCGGCCAUCCUUCCUACGACGACCACGGCAUGCCGCCGCCGCCGGCCAAGUGGAAGGGGCGCUGCGACUUGAAGGCGUCGGCUUGCAACAACAAGCUCAUCGGUGCAAGGUCUUUCAUCAAUCACGACGGACGCGACCGUCGGUCGACUGGCACGCCCGUCGACGAAGAAGGUCACGGCACGCACACGUCGAGCACCGCCGCCGGGGCGUUCGUGAAGCGUGCCAACGUCAACGGGUUCGCCCCGGGAGUCGCUGCCGGGAUGGCUCCCCGUGCUCACAUCGCUGCCUACAAGGUGUGCGACGAAAUCGCAUGCAUGGGUCACGACAUGUUGGCCGCCAUGGACGCCGCGGUGGACGAUGGGGUCGACGUGCUCUCCUUCUCGAUCAGCGCCGACCCAAUUCCCUUCCACUCGGACCCGAUCGCGCAGGGUACCUUCAACGCUAUCGGCAAAGGUGUCUUCAUCAGCUGCUCAGCCGGCAACGAGGGGCCCGAUCCUGGCUCCGUGAAUAACGAUGCGCCGUGGGUACUUACGGUGGGAGCGAGCACCACAGACCGCCUCUUCUUGGCCUCCGUGAAGCUUGGCAACGGACGAAAGCUCUAUGGGGAAUCACUGCACCGGCCGCGUUCCUUCAACCCCAAAAUGCUACCUCUCGUUUACCCCGGCUUCGUCACAGCUAAAGAUGGCGCCUACAUGUGCAUCAAUGGCACCUUAGAUGGUGUGGACGUCCGCGGAAAGAUGGUGUUGUGCCAGCUUGGCGUCAUUGACAGUGUGCAAAUGAGUGAAGUCGUCAAGAAAGCCGGCGGUGCCGGGAUGAUCGUCAUGAACUAUCCGGUAGACGGGUACACGAUCAUAGCCGACGACCAUGUGCUCCCGACAUCCGUGGUUCCAUACGCUUACGGACUCGAGAUCCAGGCCUACAUCAACUCCACCUCUACCCCGAUCGCGAACAUCAUCUACCACGGCACCGUCAUGCGCAGGCCCCACUCGCCGGAUGUGGCCUCGUUCUCCUCCCGCGGGCCCAGCCAAAUCACGCCGGGGAUCCUGAAGCCGGACAUCAUCGGGCCAGGCGUCGACAUCCUCGCCGGGUGGAACUCCCAGGCCUUCGCCUUGAUGUCCGGCACCUCCAUGUCCUGCCCGCACCUCUCCGGCAUCGCAGCUCUAAUCAAGAAAGCGCACCCCGGCUGGUCGCCGGCCGCGAUCAAAUCGGCGAUCAUGACGACAGCGUACGUGACGGACAACACAGGAGGGCCGAUCCUCGACGAGCUGCACCACCCGGCCGACCUCUUCGCCGUAGGCGCGGGUCACGUGAAUCCACGGCAGGCCAUCGAUCCAGGUCUCGUCUACGACCUCACGCAGGAAGACUACGUUCCGUAUCUUUGUGGCCUCGGCUACAAUGACUCGGCUGUUAGCGCCCUAACUCGCAAACCCGUGCGCUGCUCGUCUCUUAAGAGCAUCUCCCAAGGAGAGCUGAACUACCCUUCCAUAUCGGUCAAGCUGCGGGCGAACAGUUCGAAGUCGGUCAGCUACACACGGACGGUGACCAAUGUGGGGAAGCCGACGUCGAUUUACGCGGUGAAGGUCGACAUGCCGAAGGGGGUGUCGGCGAGCGUUACGCCAACCACGCUGUCGUUCAAGAAGGUGAACCAGAAGAAAAGCUUCAGCAUCAGCUUCUGGAGAAGCGGAGGUCGAUCGGGCAGAGUCAGUGGGCAACUGAGGUGGGUGUCGAGGAAGCACGUUGUUAGAAGCCCAAUCUCCAUCCUCUUGAAGUAA
Musa acuminata AAA Group (dessert banana) is the source of this 2247-nucleotide messenger RNA. RefSeq names its product subtilisin-like protease 4. Lineage: Eukaryota; Viridiplantae; Streptophyta; Magnoliopsida; Zingiberales; Musaceae. The transcript has a single exon. The record is from RefSeq and is a predicted model, not a curated record. Bases 1 to 2247 code for a protein of 748 amino acids. Gene Ontology annotation, molecular function: serine-type endopeptidase activity. Gene Ontology annotation, biological process: proteolysis.